Messenger RNA from Prorocentrum cordatum, 255 nucleotides. The record is from the annotation of a GenBank genome assembly. Lineage: Eukaryota; Dinophyceae; Prorocentrales; Prorocentraceae.
GUGGUCUGGAAGCCCUUGAAGAUCGAGAUUGAUCCGAGCUGCGACACUGGCGAGACCGCAACGGGGAAGGGCAGAUACUGGUUCCUGGCGCCUUACUUGGUGGACAUCAUGCCCCUCAUCGACGUUUCCAAGCAGGCGGGCUUGAUCUUCCGCCGCCGCAUCGACUGGGACAGCAAGGCCCUCGAGAAGAAGAGCAAGACUAAGCGCCCAGGGGAUGCGGGCUUUGGCGCGGGCAGCGCGAGCGGCAGCAAUGAG